This is a messenger RNA of Prunus mume (Japanese apricot), 1350 nucleotides long. It is a transcript of the gene ATG3, whose product is annotated as autophagy 3 (APG3). The record is from RefSeq and is a predicted model, not a curated record. Gene Ontology annotation, biological process: autophagosome assembly; autophagy of mitochondrion; nucleophagy. NCBI's taxonomy places the organism in Eukaryota, Viridiplantae, Streptophyta, Magnoliopsida, Rosales, Rosaceae. Gene Ontology annotation, molecular function: Atg8-family ligase activity. Gene Ontology annotation, cellular component: cytosol; phagophore assembly site.
AAGAGUCUCUCUCUCUCUCUCUCUCUCUCUCUCUCUCUCUCUCUGUGUUGGUGAAGGAAAGCAAAGAAAAGCAGCGAUUUUUAUUUUCUGUAGAAAAAGAAAGAGGAUGGUUCUGUCGCAGAAGCUUCACGAGGCCUUCAAAGGGACCGUAGAGAAAAUCACAGGGCCUCGUACGGUCUCAGCCUUCAAAGAAAAGGGUGUUCUCAGCGUCACCGAGUUCGUCACUGCUGGUGAUAACCUCGUCUCCAAGUGCCCCACCUGGUCUUGGGAAUCAGGUGAGCCAAGCAAGAGGAAGCCAUACUUACCACCAGAAAAGCAGUAUUUGAUUACUAGAAAUGUCCCUUGCUUACGGAGGGCUGCAUCUAUUGAAGAGGAGUAUGAAGCUGCUGGUAUGGAAGUUCUUCUUGAUAAUGAAGAUAAUGAUGGCUGGUUGGCAACCCAUGGGAAGCCAAAGGAUAGAAGUUGCGAGGAGGAAAACUUACCCUCCAUUGAAAGUUUAGAAAUCAGCAAGAAUAAGGCUGUGAAGUUGGCCCCUUCACAUGUUGGAGGGGAAGAUGAAGACGAUAUUCCUGACAUGGCUGACUAUGAAGAAGCUGACAACAUUGAAAUAGAUCCUGGAACUUAUAUUAUUGCUCAUGAACCUGAAGAUGACAAUAUUUUACGAACACGAACCUAUGAUGUCAGCAUUACGUAUGAUAAAUAUUACCAAACUCCUCGAGUGUGGCUGACUGGGUAUGAUGAGUCAAGGAUGCUUUUACAAGCAGAGCUCGUACUUGAAGAUGUCAGUCAAGAUCAUGCACGCAAAACUGUAACAAUUGAGGACCAUCCCCACUUGCCUGGAAAGCAUGCAUCUGUCCAUCCAUGCCGACAUGGAGCUGUGAUGAAAAAGAUUAUUGAUGUACUUAUGUCACGUGGAGUGGAACCAGAAGUUGAUAAGUACCUUUUCUUAUUCUUGAAAUUUGUUGCCUCUGUAAUUCCAACUAUUGAAUAUGACUAUACGAUGGACUUUGAUCUUGGCAGCUCCAGCAGUUAGCAACUUAAGCAAGGGGAUUGUAAAUGUACUAGGACGAAGUGGAUCGGAAUUGGAAGUUAAAGAUAUUAUCAUUGAGACUACCGUAUUUGACGUAUCCUCAAAAUCUGCUCCCAAUUGCAUUAUGUUUGACUGCUUGUACAGAUGGCUAAAUUGUUUAUGUUAAAUUCUCUGCGGUGUUGGUAUGUGUUCCAGUGCAUAAUCUCCCAUCUAUUGUUUGAUAGGGUGAUGUUCAUCCCAAGUUAACUAUGUAACUCUGCACAUAACUUCUCCUACUCAUAUUAUGCAAAACACAGUAUAUAAUAUUCAGUCUUCUUCUA